CCUCAUCCUCUUCCGAUUCUUCCACCUCAGCCAAAAUCUCAGCAGAAUUCACAUCAGCAUCUUUCAUUACUUGAAGUCCCUACAUCACAGGCCCAGGAAUCUGGCCGAGUAACAGUAGAUUUCGCAGACAACUCACAAGGCCUACUAUUUUCAAAUGUUGUCGCUGUUUCUAAGUCUGCAAAUUCUAGUGUCCAGGUCUCUAUACCCCAAACCUCUUGCCUUUCCCUAGAAACCAAUUUCAUGAUUUCCCAAGAUGCCAACUCCUUGCCUCCACGAGUUAACGAAAAUAGUUUUAUCUCCGGUUAUUCCUGGGCUGACGCUGUCCUCCAGUUGCUCGAGGCAGCCAAAGCUGGUGAUCUAGAGAUGGUGCGCCGCCUGAUAACUGCACAUCAAGAACACCAACACGACCUAAAGUCUAUUUGUUUAACCAACUACUCUAGUGGAGAUGGUAGCAGCUCCAGUAUAGGUGCUGGCACUUCAGCGAAUGCACCUUCGGGUGGUUUUAUUGCUAAACUCUUAGGCAGCUCUCCUCAAGCCUCGUUUGAUUUGAUAAAUUGCCGUGAUAUUGACGGACGUCACUCGACCCCUCUACAUUUUGCUGCCGGCUAUAAUCGACUAGCUGUCGUUGAACUGCUUCUACAAUUUGGCGCAGAUGUACACGCAAAGGACAAAGGCGGACUGGUUCCCUUGCAUAAUGCAUGCUCAUACGGUCAUGUUCGAUCACCGAUAGUAAUAAUCUAA
Molecule: messenger RNA, 741 nt
Organism: Protopolystoma xenopodis
Lineage: Eukaryota; Metazoa; Platyhelminthes; Monogenea; Polystomatidea; Polystomatidae
Source: the annotation of a GenBank genome assembly